UCUAAAUGGAUGAAACUACAAUGGUAAAAACAAUUUUCAAUAUAAUCAGCUAUUAGACGGCAAGUUUUUUAAAAAAGCUACUAUUUUAUAAACUACACCAUAACGGUCAAUUACCGGCGAUCAGUCAGGUCAACAUAUGGAACAUGCUAAGAUUAAGACAUUAAGAUGUGGUCAUUGAGAUUAUGUAGCCGAGGGAUCCGGGACCUACGUUUGCGUAUAACUACAGUGUCACAUCGAGCAUCGACAACAUCAGCUGCCGAAGUAGGUGAAGUUUCUGAUCCAGGUUCAACUGAAGUAAAACCUUUUAGUCAAAUUCCUGGACCAAAAGGAUUAUACAAUAUUCCUUUUUUAGGAACAGCAUUCCAUUUUAAACCUUUUACAAAAUACGUUCCUGAUGAUUUACUUGAUGUCUUAAGCAACGCACGUGACAAGUAUGGCGACAUUGUUAAAAUACGGAUGGGGAAAGAUUACAUAGUUUAUGUAUACCAUCCGGAUUAUGCCAAAACAGUUUUCCAGUUUCCUUUCAAGGAACACCUUCGGGUUGGGUUAGACCUUAGUGAGACUUUCCAUGACAGAAGUGGUGUACCGAGAGAUCUUGGAACACUACAAGGCGAUGAAUGGGCUGCUCUCAGAAAACCAUCACAAGAAAAGAUGCUUCGACCAGCAGUUGUUGCUAAUUAUGUGCCGUUGAUCGAAAAAGUUACGAAUGACUUUGUUGAGAAGUUGCGAAAGAAAGGAAGUGUAGACGAUCUGCUUAAAGAACUGCUGAAUUAUACAACUGAAAGUGUGGCGAUGCUUUGUUUUAACAGAAGACUUGGGUAUUUGGAAAGUAAUUCAGAUACAGAAAUUGUAAUUCUUAUCACAAAAUUCUUCAUUGAUUUCCAGACAUCGUUUACCAUGCCUUUCAAGACAUACAAACUAUUCAGAACCAAACUUUAUAAAAGAUUCGAAAAGACAUAUUUGGAUAUUCAUAGGAUAGGUAGGCAAGAGAUAUCAGACCAAAGAAAAAUGUUAGAAAAAUUACAAAGAGAAGGUAAACUCGAUCAGUAUCUUCAGGACGAACCGAACUUCAUAUACUCGCUAAUUAAUGACACAAGAAUGACGGAUGAUAAAAUCAAUAGCGUUAUUAUGUCUUUGUUUAUAGCAGGAAUUGACUCGACUGCAAAUACAAUCGCCUUCGUAUUAAUCAAUUUAGCAUUAAAUCCAGAAAAACAAGACAGGUUGUUCCAAGAAAUAAAGGAAACUAUGUGUGAUGAAAAUACUCUUACGAAGGAACAUCUAGCAGAAAUGUCUUACCUCAAAGCCUGUGUCAAAGAAUCUCAAAGGUUAGUGUUUCCAUUGAUGCUUGGUGCUAUUCGAUACCUAGAAGAAGAUAUUGUAUUAGCAGGCUAUCAUAUACCCAAAAACACACUCGUCCAUCCAAAUAUGAAUUCCAUGACAAUGGAUGACAGAUUUUACCCGAGACCUACCGAAUAUAUUCCUGAACGAUGGCUUCGUGGUACAAAAGACGAUAUUGCCAAAGGUCAGGACUUUCCAUUCGGAAUGAUGCCUUUCGGGUUUGGACCAAGAGGGUGUAUCGGACAAAGAUUCGCAGAAACGGAAAUGCACAUUGGUGUCGCAAAGGUUAUACAGAACUUCAAAAUAUCUUUACCGCCAGGAGUAACGGGAGUGAAAACAAAGCUCAAGACUUUUACAACACCGGCAGAAAGUGUUGUUCUACAUCUAACGGACAGAAAUAUAUCGAACGUAUAGAAUGUUAUAAUUACUGUUCUUCAUUAAUACUCAUAGAUGUUUUAUGUAGAUUUUCUUGUAAAAUAAUGAUGUAAUGUUGUCAUUGGUGACCAAUAAUGUAUACUGGGCUUGAUUUAUCAAAACUCAUAAAAAGUAGAGGAUUUCUGAUUAGUUACAAAUUUUGCAUAUUAACCGAUAUUUCAUUUAAUAGUUCCUCCUUAAAGCUCAUAUAAGUACUCACGAUAUAUGCAUCCCGGAAAACAAGAUGGCAGAAAUGGACAUUAUUCUAACAUUUGAACUCGGACUUCUUUUACGCGGCAUUUUACGCCUGUCUCAAGUCAGGUACAUCUACCCCUUGUUAGUGUGUUUUUUUAAAUUUUGGUUCAUGUGUUGUUGGAGUUCAGUGUGUCGUUUAUUUCGCUGAACUAGUAUACAUUAUUAUUUUGGGGUCAGCGGAAGCCCCGACUCCAGAUGCGGGAUGUUCUCGCAGUGUUGAAGACACAUUGGUGACCUUAUUCUGUUUUCUGAUCUUUGGACGGGUUUUUGUUCUCUUUUACACAUUCCCCGUUUCCAAUCUUUAUUGUAAUACGCCAUGACUGCAUGCAUGAGAGCUGAAGGAAACCGAAGAAUUAUCCCCAAUGUGCAACUAUCCUAUAUAAUUUUAUGACACAUAUUCAAAUCAGGAAAUCAUGCAACUGUAUACAUGACUGUCUUGAAGGUUUUAUCUAACCUUGACCUCAUUUGCAGGGUUCAUUAGUCAAUAAAGUUAAUUAAGUUUUCAUUGUUAGGUAUUUUUCUCUUCUCAUAAAUUAUAAGGAAUAAGUCAACUGCAUGUAUAUUUGUUGCAUGGAAUUAUUGUAUGGUGUCCAUAUCCCUUUGGCUUGUCUCCACACAUGGAUCUUAUAUAAUAUUGAAUUUAUAUGAUACUUGUA
This is a messenger RNA of Mytilus californianus (California mussel), 2663 nucleotides long. Its product is annotated as cytochrome P450 10-like. Gene Ontology annotation, molecular function: heme binding; monooxygenase activity; iron ion binding. The record is from RefSeq and is a predicted model, not a curated record. NCBI's taxonomy places the organism in Eukaryota, Metazoa, Mollusca, Bivalvia, Mytilida, Mytilidae. The coding region runs from base 166 to 1752 and encodes 528 amino acids. The transcript has 10 exons.